UUAGAUAUUGAUUCCGUGUUACCGUCCAUGUUCGUUAUUACAUAUGCCUUUUUGUCUCAUGAUCUUGUGAUUUUGGGAGCUCAGAGCAGUGUACCAACAGCCGCACUGAAGUUGGGGAAAAAAAAAAAAAUGCUGCGCAUUAAUGGAUGUGAGGUGAUGGAAUGUGUAAGCUGUAUUAAGCAGGAAGAGGAUGAUGGAACGCUUAGGCCAUUUUAUCCUGGCCAACAGUGUACCCAGAUGUUGGUAGCAAUUAAGGAAGAGCCGACAUAUAAUUACCUGGAAGGUUGGGAGGAACUGGAGCUUGUUUCUGUAAAAGAGGAAGUAAAUCCAGAAACACCAAUUCCUUUUAGAGAAAUUGAAUCUGAUAUAUCUGAAGAUGGAGUACUGCUGAAGAAAAGUGUCGAUGGCUAUAUGGUUGUCAAUGCAAAGGAGGGUGGCGAGACGUGCCCAUCAGUUAAUGGUGCCAAAGUCUUAAAUGAUGAUUCUAACAGAUUACUUCAAAAAAAGAAUGAGCACAAAACUGUUGAAGCCACUCCAAAAGCCGUCAGAAACCGACGCAGGCACAAAUCGCAUUACAGCAGACAUCUUUCGGACAGGCCUUUCCAGUGUAAAAUUUGCCAGAAAUGUUUCCGAAAGCCCGAACAUUUACGCUGCCACGAAUUGUUCCAUUCAGAUGAACGGCAGUUUUUGUGUGACACUUGUGGCAAAGGUUUUUUUACCGGCGGCGAUCUUAAGAGGCACGGAGUAGUCCAUACGGGAGAGAAACCUUACUCCUGUCCCAUGUGUUCAAAGACUUUCACGCAGUUGUGCAACAUGCAGUCACAUCUCAGAAAACGAUGCCAGAUAAAAGGGUAUGGUUGUGAUCUGUGCAACAGGAUGUUUGAGAAUCAGGAGGCUCUCCAGAAACACAGGGCAAAUCACGGUACGGUGCCUUACCGCCGCAACAAGCGGAAGAAACCGUUCUGCCAGGACUUGCCGCCAUUCAUUUGUGACAUGUGCUCCAUGUGUUUUUCUAACAAACGAAAUUUAAUAUCCCACAUCAAAGAGCACAUGGGAGAUCUCAAGGCCACGAUCACUUGUGAGAUUUGCGGUAAGAGCUGCGGCACCCGGAGGGAACGCUUGAUCGUGCACAUGCGAAGCCAUACAGGAGAAAAACCUUUUUCGUGCAGUGUGUGUGGGAGAGCAUUUUCUCAGCAAUGUAAUUUAAAAAAGCAUGAAGCUUUACAUUUGCCUGACUAAUAAUUAGGAGACAAGGUUGAUAUAAGGGCACAUUUCAGUUGUGGGAUAAUGUAGUACAUAUAUUGUAGCGAAACAUAAUCCUUUGCCCUGGUGAGAAAUUAAACUGUCUUUUAAUUAAAAUAAGACUGAAUAAAUGAACUAAUAAUAAACAUUGUAAUACUUUCAUUAGCACCAAAAUGCAUGUCAGAAUAUUUGCAAAUUUUAGUAGCUGUUCCUUUUUUGUGGCUUAUGUUCAUUAAUGUAGAAGAAACCUAUAUUAUUUAUUCAACAAUGAAAAUAAUCAAUUAUUGAUAAUUUAAUGUAAAUGGAUAGGGAAAAAAAUCCACUCGGCAAGGGAGGGCAGGAGAACACACACGCAAAAAGGUUCUGGGUGGCUUUUCUGAAAUGUACCCUUUUCUUAAACCUGUCCAGUUCUUUUCCUUAACUCCUCUUCCUCCCCUUUCAACUCUUCUUCCAUAAGAAGGAGCCACUGGCUCCAAAAGCUUGUAAAAGUUAAAACUUCUUGUGUGUGUGUGUUCUCGUGCCGCCACUUGGUGGCUAUAUUUAUUGUUUUUUGGUAUAUGAAUGAGGAAUGAUAGUGAAUUGAAUUGUUUGUGUACAUUUUUAUCUGUUUUGGCAAAAUCACCCACAUAAAGUGCUUUUUUUU
Messenger RNA from Schistocerca gregaria, 1885 nucleotides. RefSeq names its product zinc finger protein 85-like. Gene Ontology annotation, molecular function: DNA-binding transcription factor activity, RNA polymerase II-specific; RNA polymerase II transcription regulatory region sequence-specific DNA binding. The coding region runs from base 28 to 1239 and encodes 403 amino acids. Gene Ontology annotation, cellular component: nucleus. The record is from RefSeq and is a predicted model, not a curated record. The transcript is spliced from 7 exons. Lineage: Eukaryota; Metazoa; Arthropoda; Insecta; Orthoptera; Acrididae. Gene Ontology annotation, biological process: regulation of transcription by RNA polymerase II.